AAUUACCCUACACAAGUUGAAGACUGUAGUAAUUAGUGAGACAGAGUCCUUUAUAUCCACAAUCACUAUAUAAUCGGCUCCUUCUCUACAUAAACAAGCGUCCCUUUUCACUCUCCAUCCUUCUUAAUUCUCUGCUAAAUUCUCCCUUCCAAAUAAAGUUCCUCUCAUCAACAAAUCUCAGAAUCAUAUACAAGUUUUUUGAGUUUUUUUUUUUUUUUGUUUAGUUGAGCACUCAAGUCUCAACAAAGCAACAUGGUUAUAAGAGAUGACCAUGAGGGUUUAUAUGGGCUUGAUCAUCAUAACUUUGAAUCUAUGAACCCACAGAUUAAUGAUCAUGAUAACGAGUAUCUGAACACCAGUCUCCUGCUAAAAAGCCGGAGUAUGAGUUCAGAUUCUGAUGAAGAUGGUCGCUCGAAAAGGUUAAGGCCGUCAUCAGAAUCCAAUUCAGAGGAUGGAGAUAUGAACGAGGCAGCCCUUCUUGGUCUAACACUAAAUAAGACACCAUCUUUCGUGAACUUAAUAGAAUCACAACUUUCAGAAGAGAAUAAGAAAGGGAGUUCUUCUAGCAGCACUCCACGUCGAGGGAGACCAACAACUUCUUCUCGCCAUGAAAAUAAUCAAAUGAAUUCUUCGAGAAAUGCUGGUAGAAAUAAGUCAAGGAUGGAGGAUUUUCCUAAUGCUUCUGAAAAAUUGAAGGCUUCCAACUUCCCUGCUAUAAAGCUCACAAUUGGCAAAUGGGAGAGAGUUUCAAGGUAUGAAGGUGAUUUAAUAGCGAAAUGCUAUUAUGCCAAGCAAAAAUUAGUAUGGGAAAUUCUGGAUGGACCUCUUAAAAGCAAGAUUGAAAUUCAAUGGUCAGACAUUGUUGCUAUUAGAGCCACCAUUCAACCUGGUGACCAACCAGGAAUUCUGGAGCUUGAGUUGAACCAACCACCUUCUUUUUAUCGUGAAACAAAUCCUCAACCUCGAAAGCAUACAUUGUGGCAGCAGACAUCAGAUUUUACUAGAGGUCAAGCUCCCAUUUACAGGUGGCAUUGUGUUAGAUUUCCUCCAGGAGUACUUGACAAGCACUAUGAGAAGUUGCUACGUUAUGAUGCAAGGCUGAAUGAACUAAGCAAACAACCUUUUCCUCACCAAUCAUGUCCUUAUUUUGAAUCAAACAAUCUUGAGCUUUCAGAUAUCUCAUUUGACAAUAACUACGGAUCUCAGUUUUUUCCGAGGAUGCAUCAUCCUUUUCACUUGUCUUAUUCUUCGUCGGUUUUACUCCCUAACCAUCCAAUGCCCAAUAAAUCAACAAUGAUGACACCUGCCAGACAUUUCAGUUCAAGUUUUCCAGUUUCAGAUCAGAGGAGACGCAACUAUGCACAUAUCAACCAAAGGAGGGUGCUUUGGGGCCAAGGAUCAAACAACUUGGUGAAUGCUGCUAUGGGAGAUCAAACUAUUGGAAUGCUGCCCGGUUUGACAACACCACCAGCCAAUUGGGUUAUUCCAACCCAGGAUCAUCAGGUGAUGUAUCAACAGAAUGACUCGAUGGGAAAUAAUCCAGAUAAUGUAGCACUAAAUUAUAUAACGAACCACUUGCUGGACGAUAAUCAAGUGGCAUCCUCCAACGAACCAAAUCUAGUUGCAAAUGUGGACUCGAUGUACUCAUUGCUCGAGCACCACGAGAAUGGAAGCCUUGAUGCUACAGGUGAUGUACCUGGCUUAAACUUCGGUUAUCAGGUGAUGUACAAUUAUGAACAGGAUGUUGUACCAGUCGUACCAAACAAUGGAAUGAUUUACGCAGAGCCAAUUAGUUGGAUGGUUUCUCAAGAGGCAAAUCAAAAUCUAAAUCUGGAACAAACCAUGGAGCAUUCAGCUAUUUCUUCUACCUAUGCUGAUACAAUCUAUGGAGGUUAUCCAACUCUAGAUGUGAAUCAAGAUGUAUGAUCCCUUCUUGGAAAACAAGAAACUGGGGUGUUUAAGUGGAGUAAGGGAUGAAAGAGCUGUUGCUUCAUGUUUUCCCUUUUUGCAAGUACAUUUUUAUUACCUUAUCAAAAAAUAGAGAACUUUGUGACCUCUCAAAAUUAAGGGGUCUCCUCUUCAGUUCUACCUUCCAUCUUCCAUUUCUUUUAGUUAUGUUCUCAUCUAUGCAAAUGAGCAAUGUAAUAACUUUUGGUUUAGAAGUAAAUUAAAAGAGACUUUUUUAAGUCAAGAUGAAGGUGUUGAAACCCACAGAUCUCAAGU
Lycium barbarum (goji berry) is the source of this 2223-nucleotide messenger RNA. RefSeq lists its product as uncharacterized. The coding region runs from base 253 to 1926 and encodes 557 amino acids. The record is from RefSeq and is a predicted model, not a curated record. The transcript has 6 exons. Lineage: Eukaryota; Viridiplantae; Streptophyta; Magnoliopsida; Solanales; Solanaceae.